Molecule: messenger RNA, 1590 nt
Organism: Metarhizium album ARSEF 1941
Lineage: Eukaryota; Fungi; Ascomycota; Sordariomycetes; Hypocreales; Clavicipitaceae
Exons: 3
Coding region: 1-1590 (529 amino acids)
Source: RefSeq, a predicted model, not a curated record
AUGGUCGAGCAGCAGCAAUACCUGGUGUCUGUACUUUCUCCAGCAGACCCUCAUUCCGAAGAUACAUCCAGCCUGUCAGACAACAGGUCUUCCACAUCGAGCUAUCCAGACCUGGGCCCCUACUCUGCGGUUUCAACUUUUACACUCCCUACUCAGUGCGAACCUGACCUCUUGACGCCUAUUUCCGUCGCAGACUCACCGCCUCUGCAUCAAAUGCCCAAAUUAAUGGGCCAAUAUCCUCCCCCUCCCGGAAGCCCUCACGGUCAGGAACCAAACCCUCCGGGCAGCUCCAAGAUGUACCACCAGUGGAACCAUCACCAGUUCGAGAUGAAUAGCCACCCCAGUGAGACCAGCUCUCCAAUGCACACGCCAGCCCACGUGGCGCAGGACUUCUACAUGGCGGACAGACGGACUCCUGGGCCUCCAGAGCCUUAUAUGGGGAGCUUUGGCGUUUCCGAUGCCACACAUCCACAAUCUUUGUCGCAAUCCGGCUCUCCCUACUAUCUGGACAUGCCUCAUAUUCCGAGCCAGAGUACCAUGCUUCUCCGAGGCAAUCCGCCCAUUCCCAUGGAGCCGCAUGCGCGAGAACUGGACCGCAAUAUCUCGCUCACCGCGCCGCUUCUACACGAGCUCCCAAGAAAUCCACAAAUCCGCCGCGCUCGCCGCCCAAGCUCCAACAAUGUGGGACUCAAGGCAGAGCACCCGACCACCGACGCACUGCGCUCCCCAAGUGACUCGCCUCGCAGGCGCCCAGGAAUCAUUGGUGCCAGCAACCGUGUGAAAAAGACUGGCCGUAGAAAGUCGACUGUAAACUCACAGCCAGAUCCGGCCGAGGAACACCAAAAUUGCCAUGGUGAGGAAGUACCACCUACUCUCAAAGACACUUGCCCUGUUGAAGAGCGCUGCAUCUUUGAAUCUCGCUGGCGUCACCGCAACAAGAGAGGUCAGGAUAUGUGGGACAGUAUUCAAAAUGACUUUUUCAAAGAGUUUAACAAGAGCCACGGCAAGGAAAUGCUCCAGAUGAAGUUUAAACGUGCUCGCUCGAAGUACAUCCAGUGGCUACCUCGGGACGAAGAAAUUCUUCGUGAAGCUUGGAGAAAAAUCGAGCAGGAACGUUACAAGAUGAUUCUCGAUGUUUUUCUCGAAAAAGGCGGCUCCCGCAACAUGCGCCUGAAUCCUAGCGACAUUGAAGUCAAGCUUGUUAAUGACCUGAAGCUCGAAGAGCACCUGUACAUGGACUGUUUUCGCGAGAUUGAUGUGAGACGCCGUAGGAAGCUAUCUACCAAGAAGCGUACCGGCAGCGGCGGCCGCAGAGAUGAAGACGGAGUGCCCAUGGGGGGCGACAACAUGGUGGGCGUCGACGCGCACCACCAGCAUACCCACGACGAAGACGAUGUGAUCAACCAAGUUCACAACCCCAGAUCUCGCUGGGAGGGAUUGUCUGCAAGCUCGGGGGAAAUGAUGGACAUGCAGAUGUGGGACAGCAGACCUCCCAUGAAGCUGGAGCCUCCAGCGCCGUCACACAGAAUGCUGACCGGCGUUCCACGUGGCUGCUACCAGGGAAACGUUACUCCGGGUGCAUGUGUUUGA